Molecule: messenger RNA, 2208 nt
Organism: Aureobasidium vineae
Lineage: Eukaryota; Fungi; Ascomycota; Dothideomycetes; Dothideales; Saccotheciaceae
Source: the annotation of a GenBank genome assembly
AUGUCUGACCACAUCCAGUUCAAUACCUUGAUAGAGGAAACAGACAUGUUGAACCAAGACUUGCAAGAGUGGAGGUCCAUGGAUGCAACCGUAGAAAAGCCCGCUCCCUUGGUAAUCGAUGUCUACCUGGACACUGCCCAGCUCGCCCCAAACCAGACGCUGGUCGCCAUAGAUGAAGAAGGAAAGCCGUGGGAUGUGAGCGAGACUCUGAGAAGACUCGAAGCACACGCCCCGACGCCUCAAAACCACACCCUCUCCACUUUUGUAUAUGAGAGAUGGACAAUCAGCUUGGACGACGCUUCGUCAGUGUCUCCAGCUACCCUCAAUGAGCCCGCUCCUAGCUUCUACAAAAAGGGCGUCAUCACAUGCAGAGCACUUUGCACCUAUGCCCGCCUGCUUCCAGCAUGGAAGCUGAGGACGCGUCUCGGAAAGCAAGCUGCUACGGGCCCUCCCACGUUACGACCCAGGUAUCGUGUCUCUGACGGCUCGCUCGCUGAGAAAUCACGAGUAGACACUCUGAGCUGUUCCAUCUUUCCCUCGGACAGACGCCCAACCGAGACGUACCGCUUUUCGCCUCUACAUUGCCCUUUGGGCUCUCUGAACAUCUCCGUCACGUACCGCAAGAACCUUGACUUGCAGGUCGAGCUCUCUGAACGUCUGAUCAGCGCUAGAAUGGCUGGUCACGAACGGCCUGACAGUCGUCUGUCGGGCGAGUCGAGCAGAGAAAGAACUUCUAUGGACCAGGAUCGCCCUUCCUUGCGACCUAAAUUUUCUUCAUCAUUUCAACGCACUGCCCAGAGAAGCACAACCCUCGGAUCAUCUCCUCGAACCAGCUCCUUCCGUGAGCCUGCUGAUCGACCUGUCUCGGCACAGGCAAUCGACGAACGUGAAACGUCGCAGCCGUCGCCAUCGUCACAACAAGACGAACCACUUCGUCGCUACUCUUCACAAAGCCAGAGAGACCGAGAAGCGUCGCGCUUUGCUCCUUCAUCUCUGAGAGAGCCAAACGCACCACAGCGUAGACCGUCUGUGUCGUUUCAACCUUUCAAGGCCGGCUCUUUGUCGUCAUCACCUGCAGCUGGUAACUUUCUGUCCAGCUCGCCAAGCAGUUCGGUCGGUCGAAGUGCAGGCAAUCCACUGCUCGCACACGCGAGGAAGUCAUCGUUAUCGACACUGCCUCAAAUGGCCUUGCGAAACCCUGGUGCUGUCGCCGAGACGGCUGUAGGCUCUUCCGCAUCGAGCUCGCCCAAGCCUGCUCCCAUCCAGAGAUACUCGUCGAGCUUCAGUAACAGAAGAGCACGGUUCCCCUCGGUUUCCAGCAGUAGGGUCGAAGAAGACAACAACAGCAGCGGCAGAGCUAGUGUCUCGUCCACUAAUCGUGAGUCGAGCACGCUUCAGGAGGGCGAAGGAGGUGCCAGUUCAGGCUCAGUGCAAGCCGAUGAAGACAACAUCGCCGACUUCCUCAAACUGCUCGACAAAAACAAAGGCCUGUCAAGUCUUAACAAAACCGAUAAAGCUUCGCUGAGCGCCAAUUCGCAACGCACUGCUGCGCAAUUCUCCAAAUUCUCGCGUAUGCGAGACUCGACAGCUCAGCUAUCUGAUUCGAUGCAAUCGUCAACAAUGCUGCAAAGAUCUUCCAGUUCAUCAAGUCGACAGCUGCAAAACGUACCAGGCAUGAUUCCAGGCUCGAUCUCGACUUCAUCUUCGCCGGGCAAACCAAUCUCACCACAUACACCACACAUACCAGCCAUCCCAUCACGACUGAGCAACAACAGCAUCACUGCAGACUACACACGCGAUCGUAGUCGCAGUCGUCUCUCCGGCACACACAUCCAACCUUCGAGUGAUGGGGCAAGGGAUGUGUCUGCUCAUCCACCAACUCGUGGCUCUGGUACACCUCUGUCCACAGCCAUUGAUAUCCCGACUUCCCCUCGUACAUUUGUCUCGAACCGCCGCUCAUCAUCUACAACCCAACAAGCACGCGCAAGAGGUAUUACCAACGUCGAAGACCAGGACGCUUAUGGCAUGCGCUCAGCAAGCAUGCCUGUCGCUGAGGGUAGCAGAGGCGAGCUCAGUCUAUCCGAGUUACUGUCGCAGGGAGAGGGUGGAAGUGGUGGCUCGGGUGGAGUCAGCAGCAGACGCAAGAACCGUGAAGUUUCUGCUCCUGUGGAUGAUGAUGAGCCCCUGCUGUUUGCUUUGGCUGAUUGA